AUGCCAACCAUUACCAGAGGUCAAGCCAUUUGCAUGUUUUAUGGUGAAAAAUACACCAAAGAGAACGUUGCUAUACUAACCAAAAGAAUUGAAGACGCACAAGUUGAUAUUUGCUACACUGAUGAUCCGAACAACGCUUUUUUAAUUUGGGAAAAGAAGGUCAAUCAACAGCCUCUCCGUUACCACACAUAUGCCGACGAAAUCCAAAAACCUGGAUCAAAUGAUGAUACAUCAGUUAUCACUGGUUUUCCACUUACGUGUUCGGCACAAAUCGUUCAGUUUCUUAAUAUGGUUUACCUUGCUGAUAAUCCAGGCAACGAAGAACUUUAUGAUUAUCAACAAGAGACGCAAAAGCGAAUUUUAAGCAAUGUCUGGAAAUAUACAACUAUUUUCGAUGAAAAAGGUAUUCGUAUGUUUGGCCGGCUUGCCUUUUGGAGACCACCCAAAACUACGACGUAG
Messenger RNA from Halteromyces radiatus, 459 nucleotides. RefSeq lists its product as uncharacterized. The transcript is spliced from 2 exons. The record is from RefSeq and is a predicted model, not a curated record. NCBI's taxonomy places the organism in Eukaryota, Fungi, Mucoromycota, Mucoromycetes, Mucorales, Cunninghamellaceae. The coding region runs from base 1 to 459 and encodes 152 amino acids.